Messenger RNA from Besnoitia besnoiti, 501 nucleotides. RefSeq names its product DNA-directed RNA polymerase II RPB11A. Gene Ontology annotation, molecular function: protein dimerization activity. Gene Ontology annotation, biological process: transcription by RNA polymerase II. Bases 1 to 501 code for a protein of 166 amino acids. Gene Ontology annotation, cellular component: RNA polymerase II, core complex. NCBI's taxonomy places the organism in Eukaryota, Apicomplexa, Conoidasida, Eucoccidiorida, Sarcocystidae. The record is from RefSeq and is a predicted model, not a curated record. The transcript has 4 exons.
AUGCCGAAGCAGUCGACUAUGGUCAACCGCCUCGAUGCGGCGGACGUCACAGAGCUGCCCCCUGGCGUUCACAAAGUCGAGUGGAUGCCAGACACGCGCUUCCCUCUCUGCGGCACGUUUGUCUUCCACCUCGAGGACUACACGAUCGGCUACAUUAUUCGCAACGAUUUGCUGAGCGACCCGCGAGUCAAGUUCGUCGGCCUGCGACAGCCGCAUCCCCUUGAGCCGAAGAUCGAACUCCGCAUUCAGACUGUCUCGAGCAGCCCGUUCUCUUUGGUCCUGGAGAGUUUGCGGAAAAGAAAAGCCGCGUUGUCUCUGCUCAAGGCGAGAUUCAAGGCGGCCGCUGGUGCAGCGCCUGUUGUACAGACGGCUGACGGAGUUCUGUUUCACGCGGACGACGCGGCCAAGAACCUCGACCCGAUGGGCGUCUCCGCAGUGGGAACUAACGAGGGCGCAGUCACCGGCGCCGCGAGUGCAGGAUUCUCUAGUCUUUUGAGAUGA